This is a messenger RNA of Pistacia vera, 880 nucleotides long. Its product is annotated as germin-like protein subfamily 1 member 13. Gene Ontology annotation, cellular component: cell wall. The transcript is spliced from 2 exons. The coding region runs from base 41 to 691 and encodes 216 amino acids. The record is from RefSeq and is a predicted model, not a curated record. Gene Ontology annotation, molecular function: manganese ion binding. NCBI's taxonomy places the organism in Eukaryota, Viridiplantae, Streptophyta, Magnoliopsida, Sapindales, Anacardiaceae.
AAUAUUAAUACUUAAAGAAUAGAGCGAGAGCAUAAUCAAAAUGAAAAGUUUCGUUCAAGCUUUUGUCCUACUGGCCUUGGCUUCCUCAUUUGCCUCCGCUUUUGACCCCAGUCCUCUUCAGGACUUCUGUGUAGCCAUCGACGAGCCAAAGAACGCUGUGUUUGUGAAUGGGAAGUUCUGCAAGGACCCCAAGCUCGCCAAAGCAGAGGAUUUCUCCUUUUCAGUUCUAAGGCCUGGAGACACAAACAAUCCAGUUGGUUCAAAUGUCACCACUGUGAAUGUAGAUCAAAUUCCAGGACUUAACACUCUUGGCAUUUCAGCAGUCCGUAUUGACUAUGCACCUUAUGGCCAAAACCCACCUCACACUCACCCUCGUGCCACUGAGAUUCUUGUUGUCCUAGAGGGUACUCUACUUGUCGGUUUCGUCACUUCCAAUCCUAACAACACACUUAUCAGCAAAGUUCUUCACAAGGGUGACAUUUUUGUGUUUCCCAUUGGUCUCAUUCAUUUCCAAUUCAAUAUCGGAAAGACAAAUGCUCUUGCCUUUGCUGGUUUGAGCAGCCAGAACCCUGGAGUCAUUACAAUUGCCAACGCAGUAUUUGGAUCAAAUCCUCCGAUUAAUCCAGAUUUUCUAGCCAGGGCAUUCAUGUUGGACGUAAAUGUGGUGAAAAAUCUCCAGAAGAAGUUCUAGAUAGAUAACAAAUAGAGAGAUUUUUUCAAAUGCCUGGUAAUAUGCUGGCCUUUGAAUUUGAUUGAGUUGUGACAAUGAUGUAAUAAAGGGGUUACGUUUAUUAUUUAUAUGUACCUCCAGUUGCUUUCUAUGUUUUUGUUACUGAUAUAAUUAAUUUGAUUGCAGUUUGUUGUCUAUUUUUUCACUUCU